This is a messenger RNA of Rana temporaria (common frog), 1070 nucleotides long. It is a transcript of the gene C11H19orf12, whose product is annotated as chromosome 11 C19orf12 homolog. The record is from RefSeq and is a predicted model, not a curated record. The transcript is spliced from 4 exons. Lineage: Eukaryota; Metazoa; Chordata; Amphibia; Anura; Ranidae. Bases 354 to 779 code for a protein of 141 amino acids.
UUCCAAUGGCGCGCCCGGACGUCAGACACAGGUGACGAUCAGAGCACGCGCCGCCGAGUUAGACGACCACGCCUCCCUCAUGUGACGUUUCCCGGAGCUGUCAUCAGCGAAAUCAGAAGUCAGAGCGGAGAGAGAGAGAGACACAUUGUAUCAUCAUCCGAGGAGAUCCGACACAUUGUAUCCAAUCAUCGAUCAGAUCUUCUGUACGGCACAUCCCAGGUGAAGAUCUGUUGCCGGCGGUGAUCACUGACGGAUGGUUUUCCUCUCUGCUGCCUCCCAAAUCACUUCCGCUUCCUUAUUGCUUCCGACUCGUCUGACAAUUCCGGACAUUUCCCUCUUAUUCAACCACGAAAAUGCCUCUCCAUGUGGAUGACAUAAUGCGGCUCUUGUGCCACGUUUCCGGAGAACAGAAGAUGAAAGCUGCCGUGAAACACUCUGCGAGGGGCGCUCUGGCCGCCGGCACUGGGGCCUUCCUGGGAGGAUUGAUGGGAGGACCUCCUGGAAUUGCAGUCGGUGGCGCUGUGGGAGGAUUAUUGGGCGCCUGGAUGUCCAGCGGUCAGUUCAAGCCCCUCCCUCAGAUUCUUAUGGAGAUGCCCAAUGACCAGCAGCAGAAGCUGUGUGAAAACAUCUACACCAUCAUCGGCAACUUGGACUGGACCGACGCCACUCAACUCAUCAUGCUGGUCAUGGGCAAUGCUUCCUUACAACAGAAGGUGUCGGCCGCACUCAUCAACUAUGUGUCCCACGAGCUAAAAGGAGAGAUUCAGUAUGGAGACUAGAGGGUUGCUCCAUUGUUUUAUUAUUAUUACUGCCGAAAGUGCGCCUAUGAUUAGAUAGGGAACCCAACAGUGUGGAGAAGGGAAGGCGGAUGCUGUACUUGGAAAUUCCAGUAUGGAAGAUUUUAGUGUAUUUUUGAAGUGUAAGGUUGAAAACGAUCUGCUGCUUAGUGAAUAGAAGCUCCAAGUUGCUCUGGUUGGAUCUGGAGAGCUGAGGAUUGAUCACAGUGCUGCAGGCAAGAGAGACAAUCAUAUGUUUCCUCCUUAAAGGGGGGGUUCACCCUAAAAACUACU